CUGAGGAAAUCUUGGAUUGGAUCGCUUUACAAGUUAAUGAAACAGACACAUAUUCCAUCUGUGUGUCGAGAACUGACUUCUUCAGCAGAGGCAUGCAACAAUGGCAGCGGCAGAAGAAGACAUCACCCAAAUGUAGACUUAAGGUCACAUUCUUUAGCGAGAAAUGCUAGCAGAGAUUGAAAACAGACUCUUUGUUGGAGGGCCAGAUAAGAUAGAGAAGAAUCCUGUGUAUUGUCUCAACAGUUUGGACUCUAACUACUUCAGGAGUGCAGGAGAGGUCAUGGCAGCUAGCCUAGCACAAGGCGGACCUUGUCCUAACUUCAUGCGCGAGUGGUGCUUCAAAUAUCUCUGCUCCGGUGACUCCGACAGCAUUCUAGUGUCUGCCAGUGAUGUAACAGAUUUAGAACUGUCACUGCUUAUUGAGAGGAUAAACAGCGCCACUAAUGAUAACAUCAGUGACCUGGUCGAUGAUAUUGUGACCUGCGGAUACACUGGACUCGUGUCCAUUGAAAAAAGAGACAGCAUGAUUAGAACUGUCAUACUUCACUCCACCAUGAGAGUCCUCCCCAUGCUUGACCAGCUCAGAAAAGGCCUGCAGCUGUAUGAUCUCCCAAAAGUCAUGAAGAGUCAUCAAGAUCUCUGCCAAAAACUGUUCAUUCCAGGGGAAGAUGAUGAGGCGGAUGCAGCCUUCCUUCUGGAGAGCAGCUGUCCUGUCUACAGUGAAAUUGGUUCUGCCAAGCACCAAAAGGAAUUAAACAUCAUGAGCCUUCUCCAGGACUUCCUCCAGGAAUGUUUUAGCCAAGAUAGGAACAUGAGGGCCCCAGCAACAGCAGCGUUACUCCAGAAGGCUUGACUGUAGGACGCAUCGUGCAGUGGAUGACUGGACAACGACACAAGCCUGUUCUGCCAAGUGAGAAGAAGGACUUUGUCAUAAAUAU
Messenger RNA from Epinephelus fuscoguttatus (brown-marbled grouper), 938 nucleotides. RefSeq lists its product as uncharacterized. Gene Ontology annotation, molecular function: ubiquitin-protein transferase activity. NCBI's taxonomy places the organism in Eukaryota, Metazoa, Chordata, Actinopteri, Perciformes, Serranidae. Bases 164 to 853 code for a protein of 229 amino acids. The transcript is spliced from 7 exons. The record is from RefSeq and is a predicted model, not a curated record.